This is a messenger RNA of Carica papaya (papaya), 1231 nucleotides long. RefSeq names its product alpha/beta-Hydrolases superfamily protein. Gene Ontology annotation, molecular function: hydrolase activity. NCBI's taxonomy places the organism in Eukaryota, Viridiplantae, Streptophyta, Magnoliopsida, Brassicales, Caricaceae. The record is from RefSeq and is a predicted model, not a curated record.
UUUGACCCGACAAAUCAGUUGACUCAAACCCUCUUCACUCUCCUACUCGGGUGUUCGACCGCUCAAAAUAACCCUAAUUCACGCCGUGCCCCCAAAAAGAUUCACCCCCUAUACUCUUCAAUACAUAUAUUAAUUAAGAAAAAAAAAAAAAGAAACAAGUUGCAGAGUGAAAACUCAGAAUCUCAUGUUUAUGAUCUUAAAAACAUUCUACAUCCCUCCAAAAAUUACCAAGAUCAUCAUCGAUCAUUAGGAAAUUACCCUAACCAUGUCGCAAGCUCAAAUCGAUCCUUACGACCACCUCAACAUCGUCUUGAACACUGAUGGCACCUGCAAUCGCCUCUUCGACGUCCCAUCAGUUGCCGCCAACCCUAACCCAGCUCAGGGAGAGCCUGCCGCCUCCAAGGACGUUAUCAUUAGCCCAGUAACCGAUGUCACCGCUCGCAUUUUCAGACCUACCAAUCUUCCUUCAAACGACAACGCCAUUGCUCGUCUACCCAUCAUCAUCCACUUCCACAACAGCGGUGGGUGGACCCUUUACGACGCCACCACCGCCAUAAACCACAUGACCUGCGCUCAGACCGCCAGUGAGCUCACCGUCAUUCUCGUUUCCGUCAACUACCGGCUCGCCCCCGAGAAUCGUUUACCAGCUCAGUUCGACGACGCCAUUGACGCCAUCACUUGGGUGAAGGACCAGGCUCUUGCCCCAGAUGGCGAACCCUGGCUCAAAGAGUACGGAGACUUCUCGAGGUGCUACCUCUUCGGAUCUAGCAACGGAGCCAACAUCGCUUUCAACGCCGCGUUACGCACACUGGAUUGCGAUCUGAACCCAAUGAAAAUCAGCGGCUGUAUAUUCUAUCAACCCAUGUUUGGAGGGAAAAACAGAACGAGAAACGAGAUAGCGAAUAUCAACGACCCGUUAAUGCCUUUGGCAGUACAAGAUCUGUUGUGGGAGCUGGCGUUGCCGCCGGGGGUUGACCGGGAUCAUCGGUACUGUAAUCCGUUGAUCGAAGGGCCGCAUACGAAGAAGAUGGCGUCGCUAGGGCGAUGUCUUAUCGUAGGGUACGGCGGAGACUCGAUGGUUGACCGGCAGCAGGCGUUUGUUAAAAUGUUGGUGGCGCUCGGAGUUAGAGUCGACGCUCGGUUUGACGACGCCGGGUUCCAUGGGAUUGAGGCUAUUGACCCUCGACGAGCUGCUCGGCUUCUUAAUUUGACGAGAGAAUUUAUCAUAUGA